This is a messenger RNA of Cannabis sativa, 4203 nucleotides long. RefSeq lists its product as uncharacterized. NCBI's taxonomy places the organism in Eukaryota, Viridiplantae, Streptophyta, Magnoliopsida, Rosales, Cannabaceae. Bases 124 to 3702 code for a protein of 1192 amino acids. Gene Ontology annotation, biological process: replication fork processing; DNA repair. The record is from RefSeq and is a predicted model, not a curated record. The transcript is spliced from 24 exons. Gene Ontology annotation, cellular component: nuclear replication fork. Gene Ontology annotation, molecular function: nucleic acid binding; zinc ion binding; ATP binding.
UGCCAGUAAAAAAUACUAAUUCUUUGGCGCGUGAUUUACACUCUAUCUUGACUUUCCUUUCCCGCCCCCAUUUGAUUUCUCUGCUUCUUCAAAUUCUGGUUCCUUAAACCCUAAAAUCCGUCCAUGGAGAUUACGGACGAGCAGAGGAAACGUGCCGAAGCGAACCGCCUAGCAGCCUUAGCAAAGCGAAAGGCACUUACUGAAUCCUCCAAUGGACAACAGCAACAACAGAGCCGCCCCUCCACGCUCGCCAAGUGUCCCAAGCUCGCCCAUCAACCACGCGAAUUCGUCCGCACAGACCCAGUUCUUAAUACCCACUUGCCUGGAAAGUUCAGGGUCAGGCUUGAAGUAUGCUCCCCCGACUCAUUCUCGAUCACCCCCCUCAGGCUUGGGGCUUUUGAUUAUCCCGGAGAAGAGGAAUGCUUGCGGCAACUUGCCGAUUGCUUGUCCAAUGUUAUUUCGUCUCACUACACUCAAAAUCAUGGUGGUGGAAAGGCUUGCGUGUAUAAGGUGAGGGAUUAUGGUGCGGUGUUGAAGUGUUUAAAGAGCAGCAAGAAUGUUGAAGUUGAGGAGAUACCUUGGGCAACUUUUAAUGUUGUUGAGAGACUUUCACAUUCGUUGGAGAGAUGGAUACCAUGCAGGCCAGAACACUUUUCUGAUGAAAAGGUUAACGAGUUGAUUGGAAAGCUACCGAAGACACUGUUGGAAGCACUCUUGCCUUUUCAACUUGAUGGUAUUAAAUUUGGGUUGCAGAGGGGAGGUCGGUGUCUCAUUGCAGAUGAAAUGGGACUUGGGAAAACACUGCAGGCUAUUGCAAUUGCUUGCUGUCUUAUGGAUGAAGGUUCUGUUCUUGUUGUUUGCCCAGCUAUUUUGCGUUUUUCAUGGGCAGAAGAAUUGGAACGUUGGGUUCCAUUUCUUUUGCCUGCUGAUAUCCAUCUAGUUUUUGGCCAUCAAAAUAAUCCUGUCCAUUUGAAGAGAUUUCCCAAAGUCGUCGUUAUUUCUUAUACUAUGCUUCAUCGCUUGAGGAAAAGCAUGCUUGAGCGAGAAUGGGCUCUUUUAAUUGUUGAUGAAUCUCACCAUGUACGAUGUACAAAGAAAGCUGAACCAGGAGAGACGAAAUCUGUACUUGACAUGGCAACUAAGGUGAAUCAUGUAGUUCUAUUAUCAGGGACACCGUCUUUGUCAAGGCCAUUCGACAUUUUUCAUCAGAUAAAUAUGCUAUGGCCUGGUAUGUUGGGUAAAAACAAGUUUGAAUUUGGAAAGACAUACUGUGAUGCCAAAUUUAUACGCAGCUUGGAUGGAAAAAUUUUCCAGGAUUUCUCAAAGGGCACUCGUUUGGAGGAGUUGAAUGUGCUACUAAAGCAGACUGUUAUGAUUAGACGUUUGAAGGAGCAUGUCAUGCUUCAGUUACCACCCAAGCGCAGGCAAAUUAUAAGAGUUCUGUUGAAGAGAUCCGACAUAGUUGCAGCAAAGGCUGCGGUUGAGCAGAAGGUGGUUGACGAAAGAAGCAAUCCCCAAGACGUAUCUUUGAAGGAUAUAGAUGAUUCCGAUGAAGGUGGGGAUUGCCAUAGUUCGGGGAAGCUUUCUUAUCAAGAACUUGGUAUUGCAAAGCUGUCUGGGUUUUGUGAAUGGCUUUCCAUUCAUCCACUCAUUGCGGAGUCAGAUGGUGCAACAAACUUGGACUCGAACUCUAGUUCUCAUAAAAUGAUCAUUUUUGCGCAUCAUCAUAAAGUGCUAAAUGGAGUGCAGGAAUUCAUGUGCGAAAAAGGUAUUGGUUUUGUCCGCAUUGAUGGAACCACACUUGCUAGAGAUAGACAGUCAUCUGUGCUGUCUUUUCGAUCUUCAACUGAGGUUAAAAUUGCAAUUAUUGGUAUUACUGCUGGAGGUGUUGGACUGGAUUUUUCAUCAGCACAACAUGUAGUCUUCUUGGAGCUUCCUCAGUCCCCAUCAUUGAUGCUUCAGGCCGAGGAUAGAGCUCACAGGAGGGGGCAAAAAAAUGCAGUCAACAUCUACAUUUUUUGUGCGAAGGAUACACUAGAUGAAUCACAUUGGAGAUAUUUGAACCAGAGUUUGCGCCGUGUUUCAUCUACAACUGAUGGAAAAUAUGACUCAAUACAAGCAAUAGAGGUUGAAGGUGUUUCUUUUUUGGGGACAUGUAAUAUGGAUACCCCCAAAGAUACAGAUCGGCUCUCAGCUUGUACAUUGGAACUUCAUGACAGUGCUAUAGCAAGGGAUACAGAACACUCUGAAGAAUAUAAUGAGUUUGUGGAUAAAACAAGUUCUGAAGAGAAAAGUGAUAUAGAGUUCACUUCAGCCAAAGCUAACAAUUCCCUUGUUGAGGCCAUUGUGACUUCUGGUGUUGAUAUUGACAAGCAUUGUUCAAUUUCAGAGGGAAAGUCAGAAGAGAAAUCUUCUGAAAGUAAAAUUGGUAAAGCUGAUGGAUACUCUUCUAAGUUGGAUGAGGAAAAUAUCUCUCCAUCAAUGGCUAAAGGAAAUGAGCCUGUUGAAGCUGAUGAUUGCAGUUCUGAUGUAGUAAAUUCUUUGCGAUUUGAGGUGAGCCAAUACACUGGUAGGAUCCACUUGUAUUCUUGCAUUUCUGGGACAGAUUCAAGACCAAGACCACUGUUUGAGAAUUUUCGACCUGAGGAACUUGAGCCUUUAGAUUCUCCUGUUGCUAACAAUAGAAGAACUUUAAAUUCUAUCAUGGACAACCCAGUUUGUAGGAAUGCUGUUUUGGAAUUCAGUAAGGAGUGGAAUAAUCUAAGGCCUGUGGAGCGAAAAAAGUUAACUGGAAAACCAUUACAACUUCCUUUGUCAGUAGAACUCUGUUUUUUGAAUGAAAGCAUUAACCACAACACUGGGGGGCUGAUAAAAGUUGGAAGCAAGCGCCGCCAUACACCUUUGUAUGAGAUUAGCCAAGCUCUUCCACCCAAUGCUGUAUGGAAAAAAGUUUAUCUACGUUCUGGCAAUGGAAAAAAGGAGAAAGAAUACACUCAAGGUUGGACGAUGAAUGAGCCACUCUGUAAAUUAUGUCAAGCACCAUGCAAGAGUUGCAAUGCUAAGGAACCUGAAUUUUUUGAGGAUCUUUUCUGUGAUCUUGAAUGCUAUGAAGAAUAUAGAAUAAGAACAAGUAACAGAUCCCUUCGUCAGGAGCUUUUUCAACUAGAGAAUGGUAUUUGUACGAACUGUCAUUUGGACUGUCAUAAACUUGUGGUGUACAUAAGACCUCUAUCCUUGGCAAAGCGAAGAGAGUAUAUUGAGAAAGCUGCACCCAAAAUAGCAAGUCGAGAGAAGUUGCUCGAGAAGCUUAUUAAGGAUCCAACAGAGGGUAAUGCAUGGCAUGCAGACCAUAUUGUUCCUGUGUACCGAGGUGGAGGUGAAUGCAAGCUAGAGAACAUGAGAACACUUUGCAUAGCCUGUCAUUCUGAUGUUACCAAGGCACAAUGUGCUGAACGACGCUUGACAAGGGCAAGGGCUAAGAAGCAGCUCAAAGCUAUCAUGAAUGGUCUUAAAAAUGUUAAGGACAAUGAACAAACAGAAGCAAAUGACCAAGGGAUUUCGAAGAUACAGGGGAAUGUUUUUGAGGAUGAGCUUUUAGUUAAGGUUCCUGGGAGUGCCUACUGUUCAGGAAAUAAUAUGGAUGGUGGAGGUGAAGGGUCAUCAACCAGCAAAGAAAUUUCUGCAUCUACAAACAGUGUAUAGUAUACUCAGCACAUUGUAAUGAGAGAAAAGAAAAAGGAACUACAUAGAGGGUAGGGUCUUUAGUAAAAUAUAAAAUAUCCCAAAGCGUACAUAUGUUUUUUGUAACAACACUCCCUGGUUCAAUUGUAUAGACUAAUUGUUACAGAAUGGAGCUAAUUUAAAGUAGAUUCUGGGGUGUCUGUCAGUCGAAGAAUUUUGUAUGAACUCCUUUGCCAUCAAACAAGAUUGGAUAUCUGGGCUGAGGACUGAGGUGCCAUGGCCCUUGGCUUGAGUGAGAAAGUGUAAUUCAUUAUGGGCUGAUUUCUCAUGGUGUUUCUUUCUUUUAGUAUUGAGGGCUGGAUCUUCUUAAGAUCAACACUGGCUGAUCAUCACUAGAUUCAUUCACUUGUGUGUCCCAUUCAACUCAACAACCAGUUAUCUUACCUAUAAAAUGUCCCAGUGGAACAAAACCGGUUUUCUUGUAUUUGAGUAUUCUUGACAAAUAUCAUCAAAUCUUCAUCA